AUGGUCGCUCCAAGCCACACUUCUACCGCUCGGGCUGGAAGCAAGACUACCACCCAGACGACUCCCAGCUUCGAAGACCCGAACUUCGACCCUGCUGAAUUCCUCAAUGAGUCGCUCUCACCAUUGACAUUAUCGUCUCUCCAGGGAAGCGCAGUCAGAACACAAGGCUCUGUACCGCUGUCCGAGCUGUCGGCCCAAGUACAAAACCUCCUUUCCCAGAUCAGUGCUCAAAAUGUGCGCCUGUCGAGCACGCUCUCCCAGCUGAGCGACGAGAUUCUUCGUGGAGGGGGGCGGCUGGCCUACGAGGUGGAACUUCUGAGAGGAGAAACGAUAGGCCUAUCCGAGACCCUCACCGAGGCCCUGCACGAAGAAAUUACUAAAUUUGUCCCCGAGUCAACCGCACACGCCAAAGCUCGCGUGGUUGACACUGCGCGUCAAGAAUCUACAAACGAACCGACCGAAGAGGCAGCAUCGGGUCCUACGGAGGAAGAGGACGAUGUCGAAAAGAAACCCGAUCUACCAACCAUAAACGACCCCGAGUACAUCACCAACCUUCGUACCCUGAACCAGGUGCGCGCUCGCCUCGAAGAUGUGGUUCAGACAUUUGGAGACGCGAUGGAAUGGCCACUCCCUCCAUCCGAAAUUUCCUUCUCCUCCUCCUUCAUUUCCGUGUCCGGACCCGAGCUAGGCGCCGAGGGCAACGAUCAAGAGGAAAAAGGACAAGAAGUGAUGAGGAAGAUCCGGGCGGAAAUCCUGGGACUACUAGAUCGAGAUGGAGGCGGACGGGAGGGACUGGACGCUGCUACUCGUCGCCUCGAGGAAUUACGAACCCUGGCUGUAGUCUGGAAGGGAUCCGCAGAGGAAAAGGCGCGACAGCGCUUUGUGGAUGCCUUGGGCAGAAUCGUGGACGAACGAAGACGAAAUUUGGAUCACAAACAAGCCGUGGCUGAGCAGAGCCAGCGUGCAUCUCGGUCACGACCGGAGCCGCCGCGGGAUCAUGACAACGGAGGAUCUGGAGGCGGAUUGUUCCGUAAUCUGCAGCGUCUCCGUGAGGAGAUCUAUUUAGAAUAG
This is a messenger RNA of Penicillium oxalicum, 1071 nucleotides long. RefSeq lists its product as uncharacterized. Bases 1 to 1071 code for a protein of 356 amino acids. The transcript has a single exon. Lineage: Eukaryota; Fungi; Ascomycota; Eurotiomycetes; Eurotiales; Aspergillaceae. The record is from RefSeq and is a predicted model, not a curated record.